AUUUUAUGAAAAUCUAAUUGAGUUGAAUAUGUGAACAACCUCGUAUAAAAUAUGCAAAAUUUUAAUCGAAUGGAAUUGAAUGGCGACCAUUUGUGGGGGAGCUUCUCAUAGGCCUAGGAUUCGAAAUCAUGGAAGAAAUGCAUUAUGUUGAACAAUUUUUUAUUAAAUUGAAAAGUUUCUACGCAUUCACUUCACAGGUAUGUUUCUUCAUUCUCGUAGAUUGGAUAAUAUCAAACACUGGAGAAGACAUUGAUUUGCAAAGUGAUAAAAGUGUUGUCACGGCUCUUACCACUAUUCUUUUUUAUUCCGUUUUUGGUUAUUUUGUCACUAAAAUUAGAGAUAUUUUCCAAACAAAUCGACUAAGCAUAAUAAGAACUAUUCAAACGACGGAUCAUUUAUCUCAUUGGAUAUGCAAAUUGAUCUUGGAAUGGGCUAAAGCUGUAGUUAUAGUGCUGUGUUUAAGAGAACAAGGAAUAAACUACGAACCAAGUCUGAAUUACAGUAUAAUAACUUUUAUCUACUAUAUUUGUUCAGAAAAAAUAUUUGUAGAAACUUUUCCUCAGAUAGUCGAAUUGUUCAAUAUCGAAUGUUUGGAAGAUAUGGAGCAUCUCUAUAUUCCAAUGUUUCUCAAUGCUGUAGCUAUUAUAUUUGGACUCAUAGCCAGUACAUACAUAUUUCUUAUCGAAUAUUCCAGUUUCGUUAUUCUUUGUAUGUAUUUUCUGAUAUAUAUUCGAAUGAAAGACUUGUACUACAAUUAUUGGAAACUUCUGGUACUAGAAAAACGAAUUUAUGCCAACUUUAGAGUAGCUACGAGUGAAGAAAUACUUGCUUGGUCUGAUAUAUGUGCCAUUUGUUUAAAUUCUAUGUCUCGAGCUAAAAUCACACCCUGUAAUCAUUUGUUUCACCCGUAUUGUUUGAAACAAUGUUUGAAAAGCUCUCUACUUUGUCCUUUAUGCAAAAGUACUUUCAUUCAACAAAGUGAUGAUGAUAAAUGAGUAUUUCCCUCAAAA
Diorhabda sublineata is the source of this 1010-nucleotide messenger RNA. RefSeq names its product E3 ubiquitin-protein ligase RNF139-like. Bases 129 to 995 code for a protein of 288 amino acids. The record is from RefSeq and is a predicted model, not a curated record. Gene Ontology annotation, cellular component: endomembrane system. Gene Ontology annotation, molecular function: ubiquitin protein ligase activity. Lineage: Eukaryota; Metazoa; Arthropoda; Insecta; Coleoptera; Chrysomelidae. The transcript has 3 exons.